Messenger RNA from Andrographis paniculata, 1674 nucleotides. RefSeq names its product COP9 signalosome complex subunit 5b-like. Bases 90 to 1172 code for a protein of 360 amino acids. Gene Ontology annotation, molecular function: deNEDDylase activity; protein binding; metallopeptidase activity. Gene Ontology annotation, biological process: protein deneddylation. Gene Ontology annotation, cellular component: cytoplasm; COP9 signalosome. NCBI's taxonomy places the organism in Eukaryota, Viridiplantae, Streptophyta, Magnoliopsida, Lamiales, Acanthaceae. The transcript is spliced from 6 exons. The record is from RefSeq and is a predicted model, not a curated record.
UUCCGAGUCCGAUUAACACUACACUAACCUACACUGCACCCAACACCGGUCCGCACCACAUCGCCCCACUUUCUCUCUCUACCUCAACAAUGGAUCCUUUCUCCUCCGCCACGAUCGCGCGCCAGACCUGGGAGCUCGAGAACAACAUCGUCGCCGCCACCGACGCCGCCGACUCUUCCGCCUCCGACGCAAUAUUUUACUACGAUGAGGCGGCGCAGGCCAAGUUCCAGCAGGAGAAGCCCUGGGCAAACGACCCUCACUACUUCAAGCGCGUCAAAAUCUCCGCGCUCGCGCUUCUCAAGAUGGUCGUUCACGCGCGCUCCGGCGGAACGAUAGAGGUCAUGGGGCUUAUGCAGGGGAAGACCGACGGGGACGCGAUUAUCGUGAUGGACGCCUUCGCACUCCCCGUCGAAGGUACCGAGACUAGGGUUAAUGCGCAGGCCGACGCCUAUGAGUACAUGGUUGAUUACUCGCAGACUAACAAACAGGCUGGUCGCUUGGAGAAUGUGGUAGGAUGGUAUCAUUCGCAUCCAGGUUACGGAUGUUGGCUUUCUGGUAUUGAUGUUACCACACAAAUGCUUAACCAGCAAUACCAGGAGCCCUUCCUGGCAGUUGUCAUUGAUCCAACAAGAACUGUUUCUGCUGGGAAAGUUGAUAUAGGUGCUUUCAGGACAUACCCGGAAGGGUACAAGCCUCCGGAUGAGCCUGUCUCCGAGUACCAGACUAUCCCAUUGAACAAAAUUGAGGACUUCGGUGUUCACUGCAAACAGUAUUAUGCAUUGGAUAUUACAUAUUUUAAGUCAUCUCUUGAUUGUCAUCUCUUGGAUCUUCUGUGGAAUAAGUAUUGGGUUAAUACCCUUUCUUCUUCUCCUUUACUGGGUAACGGCGACUAUGUUGCUGGACAAAUAUCUGAUUUAGCUGAAAAAAUUGAGCAAGCUGAGAAUCAGUUGUCUCAUUCACGCUUUGGGUCCUUGAUAACAGCUCCUCAAAGGAAGAAAGAGGAAGAAUCUCAACUCACCAAGAUUACUCGUGACAGCGCCAAGAUAACUGUCGAGCAAGUUCAUGGAUUGAUGUCACAGGUCAUCAAGGAUAUUCUUUUCAAUUCCGUUAGGCAAUCCAGCAAACCUCAGCUCGCUGAGUCAUCUGACCCCGAGCCUAUGGUUGAAACCUGAGAUAGCAUGGUAAUGAAGACCUUCUAUAUCUGGCGGCAUGGUUAUUUGAAAUUGCUCUGUCCAGGAUGUUGUUGGUUUUCGUGGUACCGGACCAGACUUUGUCGAACAGAGGGUUGAAUAUCAAGAAAAGUGUGUUUUGAGGGUGGGGGUGGGGGGUGAAGGAUGUGUUCCAUUCCAUGAUUGCACUUUCUUUCCAUAACUUUGUUAUUUGUCCAUUCUAUUCUGUUAUUACCUCUCCCUGUGGAUUACUGACUGACCUUUGACAGCAGCAGCAUAGUGUGAGGAUGGAUGAAAAGGCAAAUUUAUUAGAAGGGGAUUAUGAUUUAUGUCUAGAGACAGAGUAGAGUCUAUUCAUUCCCCUAAAGUCCCAAGCCUGCUGCUGCUGCUUUUCAGUUGUAAUUCAGUUUUGUAGAUGAGCGGAUGCUUGCCCAUUCAUAUUUAGGAGGAACCCUUUGGCUUUGUUUGGUCCACAGACAUUUCAAAAUCCAAUCUUUUUUCCCAA